AUGCGUUUCGUCAACCAGAUGCAUUUUAGCCUCUUUUCCCCCUCUGUUUCUGAUGCGCCGCUGCACUUCCUCUCUUCCCUCACAGCAUUCCUGAGCAACACACAAGCAGUAGCAGUAGCAGCAGCAGUAGCAGCAGCAGUAGCAGCAGCAGCAGCAGCAGCAGCAGCAGCAGCAGCAGCAGCAGCAGCAGCAGCAGCAGCAGCAGCAGCAGCAGCAGCAGCAGCAGCAGCAGCAGCAGCAGCAGCAGCAGCAGCAGCAGCAGCAGCAGCAGCAGCAGCAGCAGCAGCAGCAGCAGCAGCAGCAGCAGCAGCAGCAGCAGCAGCAGCAGCAGCAGCAGCAGCAGUGUUCGCCGCGUGUUGGGUGGCACAUGGCAGGAGCAGGAGGCAGGAGAGGAGAACGAGGCGCACAGAGGGAGAAAAUUGGAAAGAGGGUGAGGAGAAGCUGCAAGGUGUCAUCUCAGGCAUCAAGAGGCGAUGGGUGCUGCCCAAGACUGGCGGAUUCGAGUGGCGCUUCUACCCGUGUGCAGCCAAUGAGCCGAAGCGGCCAUCAGGGUGGGUGGCACAGCUGGUGCGGAAAGGCAUUCAGGAGGUCAACAUCGUGGGAGACUCGCACCAGCGCGUGCUGUCAUUUCACCUGAGAUACCUCCUGUCAGGGUUUGCAGACGAGCGCAUGGUGCGGUCGCACGAGGACAUGAACUUCACGGUCACGGACGAGCGCACAGGCAAGGAGCUGCGAAUCAACUUCUACUGGGUGGACGGCAUCUACAGGAACCGCGAAUACGGCUGCGUGUUGAGAGGGCAGUACACGCACAACUACCACACCUUCCCCAACAUCUCCACUACAGCCAAUGUGACGGUGAUAGAGGGCGGCUACUGGGCGGGCAAGUGGUGUGCCGAGCCGCUGCAAGCCCUCCGCGCCCGCCUCCCUGAGUUCUUCAUCUGGGCACUCCUCGCCGCCCGGGACAACCGCGCCCGCGUCGUCUUCCGAACGCCACCGCCCGUCCCAAACGCCGGCUCGCAUUGCUCGGACUAUGCGAUCAAGAGGAAUUUUGCCGGGCCUGCGACGAACCUGUAUCUCGCUGCAGCCAAUCGGCACGCGCGCCAGCUGGCGGCGUCGGUGACGAGAGGCGCUGAGAUGGCGGUGUUUGAUUCGUGGGCCGUGGAGGCGCCGCGGUAUGGUGACACGUGUCCCGGGGAUCAUCAUUACUCGUGUUUUGUGGGCGGGCAGAAACGGGCGAAGCCUGUUGUGAGGGGGGCGGUGGGAGAUGCUGUGGCGAGGACUUUCCUGCAUUUCUUGCUGCACUCGCUGCAUAUGGAGGAUAGCAGCACAGCAGAAGAGCAAAAAACACCCUGA
Closterium sp. Yama58-4 is the source of this 1353-nucleotide messenger RNA. The record is from the annotation of a GenBank genome assembly. Lineage: Eukaryota; Viridiplantae; Streptophyta; Zygnematophyceae; Desmidiales; Closteriaceae.